This is a messenger RNA of Bombus terrestris (buff-tailed bumblebee), 5266 nucleotides long. RefSeq lists its product as uncharacterized. The record is from RefSeq and is a predicted model, not a curated record. The transcript is spliced from 6 exons. Bases 331 to 2478 code for a protein of 715 amino acids. Lineage: Eukaryota; Metazoa; Arthropoda; Insecta; Hymenoptera; Apidae.
GCGGUGUCAUUCUAGAACUAAUCAUGUUUUGUGGCAAAGAAAUGGUAGGGAUUCAUUCAACCAAUCAGCCAUAAAGUGAUAACGACCGAUUCUGAAUAGAGUAGAGCAGGCCGAGUGUUUACCGUCCUUAGUCCUUAUUUACUAUUAUCUAUUAUGCACUACGACUCAUGCUGUAACGCGAAUUAGCAAGUUUAAGCUUUGUAAGAGUCAGGAAGUCAGUAUUCCAGCGUACGCGUUACGAUACGAUAUCUGUUUGAGUCUCCAUGUCACGUACAUCGCAAGUGUUGAUCCACGGCUAACCUCUAACACAGUGUAUAAUAUCCCGCAAAAAUGGAUAAAAGGUUAGACGCUUCGAGGUUAGAGAAUCGUGAGGAUGUUAUUAGUCAUUCCAAGAAGAACAAAAAACGAUCCAGUAAGAAAAGCAGUAUGUGUGGCUCGUGGAUGAACAACACACAAAACAAUCAAAAUAACGAUAUAGUACCUGGAAUGGAGUAUCCACAUUUACUGUGGCAGUCUAACAUGCCGCAAAACUUUCAGAACAAUGGACAACGUCUCUUUACAACAACAUCUGACCCUAGCAUGUGUGGUUAUACGCAGAUGCCUAUGACAUAUACUAUGGAGCCUGUUUCAUUGCCAACCAUGUAUAGACUGUAUCAGCCGGUGCCAGUCUCUGGUAUAAGAGCCAUUCACAGCAGACCCCGACGACAUUGUAAUCAAAAUCAACCGUUGAACUUGAAUAUGAAUUCUAUGGCAAAUGGCUACACGAGUCUACAAGAGAAUGGGGGAGGAUCUCCUGUCCCUGCUAACUAUCAGAAUGGAGAUUACACGAGUUUGCCACCUACUGCUAAUAAGAACAAUGGAAUAAACGGAGAUGAGAUAAAUUCGGAACAUCGGAGGUAUUCAGACCCUGGUCUUGGGUCUGCAGAAGCACCGGUACAGAGUCAGAGCGAAGACUCUGAUAGUGCUGACAGUGGUAGCUCCAUUACUACGGUUGGACGUAGCAAUAAGUUAGUCCUAUCUCUUAUCGAACAGAUGACAGAACUGAAAAAGAGCAAUAAUCAAUUGUUUAAAGAGUUAAACGAAACAAAGUCUGAAAUAGGUAGUAUGAAGACAAAAUUAGCAGUUUGUAGUUCUUCGGAUUAUCAACCAGGAAUGUUAUCAGAUUUUAUUCGCGAAAUCAGGCAAGCCAACAAAACAUACGAGGAUGUACUAAUUUCAAAAGUAAAACUCAUGAUUGAGGAAAAGCUGAACCAAAGGUCGUUGGAAGUGGCAAAUUUAAACAAUCAAAUAAUGAAACUGAUGGAGGAGAAAGAAGAGAGUGACAGACGAAUAGCAAAACUGGAGGAGGAAGUUGCCAUGUUGAAGCUGAACGUAAACAACGAAGGCCGCGAGAUCGCCGCGUUCGAGGAAGAGACUCUGGCGCUGAGACGGGAGCUGCAGGAGGCCCGGGCGUCCAAGUGCCUGGCCGAGAAUCACGCGGCAAAGUGCGUAAACGCAAGAUCAGUCACGCCUGUCGCUACUUUCGAUACUACGCAAUCCUACGUAACCAGCACCCCCGUGCGUACCGCUCUAUCCGACACCUGUAGCCUGAUCCCCGCACCACCGUCAUCGACAUCGUCGUUGUCCUCGAUAGUCCCACAACACAUCACCUCGUUACUACGUUCCCGAACCGCGGACCUGGCUCACCAUUUCGUCGCAGACAAGACGAACGUUCAUCGAACCGCUGAUUGUAGCAGUCCGACAACGUCCAUCAAUGCUUCGUGGUCGUUGGACGAUCAGUGUCAGAUGUCUAGCAGCGGUAACCAGUCGCCGCUGAUAGUUACCGCUAGCAACAGUCUCGAGCAACAUCGCACGGAUGUCAGUUUGGAGGAGAGCUCCAAUUUCUCUGCUUCCGAGCUCGCGUUAGAGACCAAGAGUUCCGAUCAACGCGACGACGACGACCUUAUCCUCGUCGAACAUCGUUUGGACGAGAAUCCGAGCUCGAAGAAGACGAAAGACGAGGACACGGCGCGAGACGACGAGCCUAAAACAGAUUCCGCUACGACCAAGAGUCUUGGCGCGAUAUCCUCGAACCUGCAAGAGAAAAGGAUAAGAGAGCCGAAGAAGGAGGUGGAAUUGUCGCGUGGUCAUCAUCAGAGAGUAGGAUCGAAGAAGUCGAGGAAGAAGAAGGGUGGUUCGGUGUCGAAGAGAUCGUUCGUCGAAACGGACAAAGUCGGAACGGUCGCAGAGAGGAACGAGAAGAGUGGGACGAAAGACGCGCGGAGAACGGUGAGCGAGGACGAAGAUCGAAGUCGUCUGAAUGGCGGCGACGACGACGUCGACGACGACGAAACGAGCCGAGCCAUCACCGAGAUCCCGGAAGUGACCGUAGUCGGUGGUGGCUCCUUCGUGCCGAAAGAUCUCUGCUCGACGGGAAUCCUGACCUCCAGAGUCCUGACAGCACCUUCACGCGCUACCUACACCACCGCCUACAUUUAGGCUACGUACGCGCGGGGCCCCUGCGAACCAAACGCGAACCAACGGUCGCCGUUGAGCGAGGGGGGCUUCAAGGGCUUGCUAGAGGCUACUACUAUGUACAUGUCAAAUAGCACGUAGGUCUAUCGUUGUACCACUCCUUUUCUCUCUGUCUGUCUGUUUCCGUAUAGACACUUUUUCUGUCUUUCUUCCUUUUUCUUCGUGGACACGCUUCGCGCUAUUUCUUCGGGCUCGACGAACGACCUUUCGCUUGGUUCGCUGUGUUUACGGAAUAUUUAAACGAAGGUAUUUUCAGCAGGUACCUUUGAGUCAAUAUUUUAGGUAUUUCGAGCCUAUGCUCCAGUUUAUGAACAAGCGUCGAUUAAGAAAAACAAAGAUUAAGAAGAAAAAUAUCGAUUUUAAAGAAGUAUUUUAUCAAGACAUAUAUCGUAGGUUUUUAUCGUGGUAUUUCGAUGAUUUCGUCAAUUGUUUAUUUAGUUACUUGGACUUCUUAAGGGUUCUCUGUUUUAGUUUUUAAGAAAAUAUUUGUUAUGACGUUUACGGACAAAUUGUAUAAAAUGAUUGUUUUAUAGCUGGACAAAAUAUUCUAGAGCAUUAUUUCUAGUACUGUUCUAGUAUUGUUUUAUAGUUGGACAAAAUAUUCUAGAGCAUUAUUUCUAGUACUUUGUUGCCUUUUCUUAUAUUUUUAUCGUCUUUUUCUAGUUGUAUAAGACACGCUCCUAAAGUACGUAGUAUCAUUUCUAAUAUAAACGAAGCGAUAAACUAGGAAUGAAACCUGCAACCAAGCUUAAGAUCGUUCGAAAAUAUUAAUAAUCGUAUGUUUUCCUCGAUGGCUUUUGUUCAAAGUACGAGAAGAGUUAGAGUAUUUUGUACUUUGGAAGAAAUCCGUCUCUGUUUAAUAAUUCACGUAAAUUUAUUUAUCCAUUUUUGUAUUUUCACGAUCUGUCGAUUCUCAUUUUUCUGUACUCUUCUUCUACUUACUUAUUGUACAGUUUCGAUGUGUUCGAAGUGAAAGUGAAAGAAACGAAUAUAUUUCGAGUAUUAUAUCGACAUUAAAAUUUACAGUUGAAAAAUUCGCGAAGAAAAGAAUUUUCGCGGGGAAAAUAGUUUUAGAGUUUGCUGAUUCUUUCACUUUCGCUUUGUAGCUGUAAUUAAUUAUACGAUAAACGUGUGUACAUUUAAAUAGCGUAAAUUAGUACGUUGGCAUGGCUUUUGCAGCUUGUCUAGCAUGCGUUUGAUUUCUUCAUUCUUUGUUUAUCAUUUUCAAUAUCGAGUGUACAUUGUUUUUCCAAGCCUCUAUCAUAUUAUUUUUACUUUAAUUCCCCUUGAACUUUUCAACUGGUUCGAUUUUCGUCAAUUCAGAUCGAUCACUUUUAAAUCAACUUAAACAUCGUCAGCAUUAGGUAUACAGGGAAGGUUUAGUAUUCUUAUACAAUUUUUGUAAAAGUGAUUUUAAGAAUCUCUUACGUUUUUAUAUCGAUAUCGUAAAUAUUAUUUUAAGUAAUGUCCUCGAGUAAAUACGCUUUUUUUUUAGAUGUAAGUUCGAGACAAUUGACCCUGCUACGUAAUAAUGUUAAUAUCUUUAUAUGUUAUAGAAAUAAUUAUACAAUUAUGUUAUAUAUUUCGUUAUUAAUCUAAUGAGUUUCCAAGGAUUGUCGCGUAAUGUAAUUAGUAUUUUAUUAAGAAAAAAAUUGGAACGCAUCGGACAGAAAUUAAAGAUGCUAAAAUAUUCUCUUGCUAUCUUGAAGAGAGCGACGAACAUGAAAUAGGCAUUGGUAGCGUUCGUGAUUUCUUCAAUAAUUUUCAGUUUGCGCAAAAUAUCAGAAAAUGUUUGUCGGGACGUGCGACUUUUCGUUUCGAUUCUACGUUGAAAUUUUUUCGUAAAAUACGGCAAGCAGAAAAGCUUGCCAAAACGAGAGUGAAACUGGAACAUAAAUACACGUAAAAAUUGGAGGAUCGUAGCAGGGUUAAGACUGACUAAAUAGCAACAGUAUAAUACGUACUUCAAUUUAUUGAACAGUGCCAGUUAAAAAGUUCCGACGAUACCCGCAAACAUGUUAACCUUGUUACACGUUUUCGAGCGUCAAUAUUUUCGACGUUACGCAACUUCCCUUCCAGGAACGAAAAUAGAAAAAUAAAAUAAAAAAAAAAAAAAAAAAAAAAAAAGAAAAAAAAGGGAGGAAAAAUAAUGGUUUUCAUCGAUGGCCGAGGACGAGAUCGAAAGAAUCAACGUAUCAUUAUCGAUUAUACUCGUUGCAUCUCCGUCGUUUCGCUCAAACAUCAUAAAAGUCCCGGUGUGUACAGUUUAAACAAGCAAAGUCAAUUUUUAUCUUUCGAUCUGUUCGUUCGGUGGAAAUAACGACCGCCACCGAUACACGUUUCUCCAUUUUUCUCUUCCUCUUACCCAUUCUUUCUCUUUUUUCUUCCCCUCUCUCGAUAUUCCUCUGCAAUUCUCUGUUUCGUUGCAUCGAGUUUGUACGCGGCAAUUUAAUAAAUGAUCAAAUAUUAUAUUAAUUUAAUGUUUUCAAGCCGGCGCUCGCGUUGCGUGUGCGUGCGUGUGUGUGUGUUUGCGCGAGCGCGCACAAAAUUGAUAUUUUCUUUCUUCUACAAUUUCCACGGCAAACAGCCGCCGUAGAAUCCCCGUCAACAACGGCAAACAACAAAUUAAUUCGUUGUUUAAACAGUUCCAGAGGCCGGCUGUUUGUCGCUGGCAAACGCGUUUAACGCCACCGACAAGGAACGAUCCUGCUAAAUUCCAAAGGAACUUCUUAAUACAUAUAUUCCGAAUUUC